Ornithorhynchus anatinus (platypus) is the source of this 14988-nucleotide messenger RNA. It is a transcript of the gene LRP1B, whose product is annotated as LDL receptor related protein 1B. The record is from RefSeq and is a predicted model, not a curated record. Gene Ontology annotation, molecular function: calcium ion binding; protein binding. Lineage: Eukaryota; Metazoa; Chordata; Mammalia; Monotremata; Ornithorhynchidae.
AGGAAAUCCAAUCCAAGUGUGCCUUGAACCAUGUCGCCUGCCUUGGAACCAGCGUGUGCAUUCACUUGUCCCAGCUUUGCAACGGGGUGUUGGACUGCUCAGAUGGAUCGGACGAAGGGGCCCACUGUGAGGAGCUGCUACCCCAGUGCCAACAGAUGAAUUGCCAGUACAAGUGCGCGAUGGGAAGGAACGGCACUGGCUGUUACUGUGAAGAUGGGUAUGAAGUUGAAGAGGACCGUAGGAGCUGCAGAGACCAGGACGAAUGCGCGCUGUACGGGACGUGUAGCCAAACCUGCUCCAACACGCCGGGCUCCUUCGUCUGCGGCUGCGUAGACGGGUACCUGCUCCAGCCUGACCUCCGGUCCUGCCGGGCCAAAAGCGAAGCCAGCGACAGACCCCCGCUGCUGUUGAUCGCCAACCUGGAGGCGAUCGAAAUGCUGUAUCUGAACGGCACCAGAGUCGCCAGCCUGAGUUCCGCGAGAGGCGGCGAGAUUCAGACGCUGGAUUACGUUCACGGCGAGGAGGCGGUCUGCUGGAUCGAGUCGCGGGAGGCGGCCCAUCAGCUCAAGUGCACCCAGAUCCCGAAAGCCGGAGGGUUCGCCGGCGAGCGGCUCAUCAGCCUGCCCCAGUCCCUGCAGAAUGUCCGGCAGAUGGCAAUCGACUGGCUCACGGGGAAUUUCUACUUCGUGGACCACGUGGGCGACCGGAUCUUUGUGUGCGAUCGCAACGGGUCGGCCUGUGUAACCCUGGUGAGCCUGGAUCUGUGUAACCCCAGGGCCAUCGCCCUCGACCCCACCGCCGGAAAACUUUUCUUCACCGACUACGGGAAUGUGGCUAAGGUCGAGAGAUGCAACAUGGAUGGGACCAACCGGACCAGGAUCGUGGACUCCAAGGCAGAGCAGCCCACCGCCCUGGCUCUGGACCGGAUCGGCCGGCUGCUGUACUGGGUGGACACUUACCUGGACUACGUGGCCGUGGUGGACUACCAAGGGAAGAACCGGCGGACGGUCGUCCAGGGCCGACAGGUGAUGCAUCUUUAUGAUCUGACCGUGUUUGAAAACUACCUGUACGCGACCAAUGUGGAUCAUUCCAGUGUCAUACGCAUAAACCGAUUCAACGGCACAGACGUCCAGCCCGUCGUCACCAUGGAGAACGCCCGCGGGAUCCACGUCUACCAAAAGAGGGCCCGGCCAACAGUGCGGGGCCAGGCGUGUGAGGACGACCCCCUCGGCGUGCCCGGUGGGUGCUCCCACCUCUGUCUUCUCGGCAGCAGCCACAAGACGCGGGCGUGCCGCUGCCGGACCGGCUUCACCCUGGGCAACGACGGCCGCUCCUGCAAACGACCGAAGCACGCGCUCUUCCUCUUCUACGGGAAGGGCCGGCCCGGGAUCGUGCGCGGGAUGGACCCGCACGCCAAGAUGGCAGACGAGGUCAUGAUCCCCAUCGAGAACCUGGUCAGCCCGCGCGCCCUGGACUUUCACGCCGCCGCCAAUUACAUCUACUUCGCCGACACCACCAGCUUCCUCAUCGGCAGGCAGAAGGUCGACGGCACCCAGAGGGAGACCGUUCUCAAAGAUGAUCUGGAGAACGUGGAGGGCAUCGCCGUGGACUGGAUCGGCAACAACCUGUACUGGACAAACGACGGCCGCCGCAAAACCAUCAGCGUGGCCCGGCUGGAGAAAGCAUCGCAGAGUCGGAAGACGCUGUUGGAGGGGGAGAUGUCCCAUCCCAGGGCCAUCGUGGUCGAUCCGGUCAAUGGCUGGAUGUACUGGACAGACUGGGAGGAGGAUGAGAUCGACGACAGCGUGGGCCGGAUAGAGAGGGCCUGGAUGGACGGCUCAGAACGGCAGAUCUUUGUGACGUCCAGGAUGCUGUGGCCCAAUGGCCUGACCCUGGAUGGCCAGACCGGAGCACUCUAUUGGUGCGAUGCCUACUACGACCACAUCGAGAGGAUCUUCCUCAAUGGGACCAACCGGAAGGUCAUGUACAGCGGGAAGGAGCUGAACCACCCCUUCGGGCUGGCCCACCACGGGGACCUGGUGUUCUGGACCGACUACAUGAACGGCUCCAUCUUCCAGCUGGACGUGACCAUGGGGACCGUGGCCCUGCUCAGGAGGGAGAGACCGCCUUUGUUCGGACUCCAGAUCUAUGACCCUCGCAAGCAGCAAGGAGACAACGCCUGUAGACUCAACAACGGGGGAUGCGGCACCCUGUGUCUGGCCACACCUGCGGGCAGAGUUUGUGCUUGUGCUGACAACCAGCUUCUGGACGAGAACGGUACAACCUGCACCUUCCCCCCCGGCGAGACCCUUCCCGACACCUGCCGGCCCGCGGAGUUCCGCUGCAGAAACCGACGCUGCAUCCGGGACCGGUGGCGUUGCGAUGGAGAUGACGACUGUUUGGAUGGCAGCGACGAAGACGCUGUGACUUGCUUCAAUCACAGCUGUCCCGACGAUCAGUUUAAGUGCCAGAAUAAUCGCUGUAUCCCCAAGAGAUGGCUUUGUGACGGAGCUGAUGACUGUGGCGGGAACGAAGAUGAAUCCAAUCAGACCUGUGCAGCGAGAACCUGCCAAGCUGACCAGUUUUCCUGCGGGAAUGGGCGCUGCCUCCCCCGGACGUGGCUUUGUGACCGGGAGGACGACUGUGGGGACAAUUCUGACGAGAUGGCAUCCUGCGAGUUCCCGACCUGUGACCCGCUCGCUCAGUUUGUCUGUGGGAAUGGAAGAUGUAUCAGCAGCAAGUGGCGAUGUGACUCAGACGACGACUGCGGCGACGGGAGUGAUGAGCUGGGCUGCGUCCACGCGUGCUCCGACGGCCAGUUCCGCUGCUCCAGCGGCCGCUGCAUCCCGGGCCACUGGGCGUGUGACGGAGAGAACGACUGCGGGGACUUCAGCGACGAGGCACCGGCCUCCUGUUCCACAGGAGAGGUUGGUGCCCCUGGAGGGUGCCGCCCCCAGGAGUUCCAGUGUCUCCCUGAUGGAAACUGCGUGCCCAACCUGUGGCUCUGCGAUGGUGAGAAGGACUGCGAAGACGGCAGUGAUGAAAAGGGCUGCAACGGGACCCUCCGGGCAUGUGACCGGAAAACCAAGUUCUCCUGCCGGUCGACAGGGCGCUGCAUUAACCGGGCAUGGGUGUGUGACGGAGACCUGGACUGCGAGGACCGGUCGGACGAGGAGAGCUGCGAGGUCUCUCUGUGCGGGCCACCCCGAUAUCCCUGUGCCAAUGACAGCUCUGUCUGCCUGCCACCCGAGGACCUGUGCGAUGGGCGGCCUCACUGCCCGGACGGAUCUGACGAAGGUCACCUCUGCGAUGAGUGCUCUCUGAGCAACGGCGGCUGCAGCCACCACUGUGCCGUGGUCCCCGGGAGAGGGGUCGUGUGCUCGUGCCCCUCGGGCCUGCAGCUGAGCACAGAUGGCAAAACCUGCGACACCGUGGAUUACUGCAGCAGCCACCUCAAGUGUGCCCAGGUGUGCGAGCAGCAGGAAGGUGCCGUGAGAUGCUCGUGCUACGGAGGGUGGGAGCUGAACGCGGAUGGGGAGAGCUGCACCAGCAUCGAUCCCUUUGAGGCCUUCAUCAUCUUCUCCAUCCGCCAUGAGAUCCGCAGAAUCGACCUGCACAAGGGGGAUUACAGCCUGCUGGUGCCCGGCCUGAGGAACACCAUCGCCCUGGACUUCCACUUCAACCACAGCCUGCUCUACUGGACCGACGUGGUGGAGGACCGGAUUUACCGCGGCCAGCUCUCGGAGAGCGGAGGAGUGGGUGCCAUUGAGGUGGUGGUGGAGCACGGCUUAGCCACCCCCGAGGGCCUGACCGUCGACUGGGUCGCCGGAAACGUCUACUGGAUCGACAGCAACCUGGACCAGAUCGAAGUGGCUAAGCUGGACGGCACCUUGAGAGCCACGCUGAUCGCCGGGGCCAUGGAGCACCCCCGAGCCAUCGCCCUGGACCCGCGGUUCGGACUCCUCUUCUGGACAGACUGGGACGCCACUUUUCCGCGCAUUGAAUCUGCCUCCAUGAGCGGCGCUGGCAGAAAGACCAUCUACAAAGACAUGAAGUCGGGGGCGUGGCCCAAUGGGUUGACCGUGGACCACUUUGAGAAAAGAAUCAUCUGGACAGAUGCCCGGUCCGACGCCAUUUACUCCGCUCUCUACGAUGGGACAGGGGUGUUGGAGAUCAUCCGUGGGCACGAGUACCUUUCCCAUCCCUUUGCCGUGUCCGUGUUUGGGAGUGAGGUCUACUGGACGGACUGGAGGACCAACACCCUGUCCAAAGCCAACAAGUGGACGGGGCAGAACGUCAGUGUGAUCCAGAAGACCAGCGCCCAGCCCUUUGACCUCCAGAUCUACCACCCGAGCCGCCAGCCCCCCGCUCCCAACCCCUGUGCGGCGAAUGGCGGCCGAGGCCCGUGUUCCCACCUGUGUCUCAUCAAUCACAACGGCAGCGCCGCCUGCACCUGCCCCCACCUGACGAAGCUGUCCCCGGACAAGAGGACGUGCUACGAAAUGAAAAAAUUUCUCCUUUAUGCAAGGCGCUCGGAAAUCAGAGGAGUGGACAUAGACAAUCCUUAUUUCAAUUUCAUCACUGCCUUCACGGUCCCCGACAUCGAUGACGUCACGGUCGUAGACUUUGACGCGGCCGAGGAACGUUUGUACUGGACCGAUAUAAAGACCCAGACGAUCAAGCGCUCUUUCAUUAACGGCACCGGCUUGGAAACGGUCAUCUCGAGAGACAUCCAGAGUAUCAGAGGGCUGGCUGUGGAUUGGGUGUCCCGCAAUCUCUACUGGAUCAGCUCCGAGUUUGAUGAAACACAAAUCAACGUGGCUCGGUUAGAUGGUUCUCUGAAAACCUCCAUUAUCCACGGCCUGGAUCGGCCACAGUGCUUAGCGGCUCACCCAGCCAGGGGGAAGCUAUACUGGACUGACGGGAACACUAUAAACAUGGCAAACAUGGAUGGCAGCAACAGCAAAAUCCUCUGCCAAAACCAGAAAGACCCAGUGGGUCUGUCGAUAGACUAUGUGGAGAACAAGCUUUAUUGGAUCAGCUCGGGAAAUGGCACCAUCAAUAGAUGCAACCUGGAUGGGGGUAAUUUAGAGGUGAUCGAGUCAAUGAAAGAAGAAUUAACAAAGGCCACAGCGCUGACCAUCAUGGGGGAGAAGCUGUGGUGGGCAGACCAGAAUCUGGCCCAGCUGGGCACCUGUAACAAACGGGAUGGCGGCAACCCCAGCGUCCUGCGCAAUAAAACUUCAGGAGUCGUGCACAUGAAGAUUUACGAUAAGGAGGCCCAGCAGGGGAGCAAUUCCUGCCGGCUGAACAACGGCGGCUGUUCCCAGCUCUGCCUGCCCACGGCGGAGACCUCGAGGACCUGCAAGUGCACAGUGGGCUACCACCUGCGGGAGGACCAGAUGUCCUGCCAAGGUAUCGAGUCCUUCCUUAUGUAUUCAGUCCAGGAGGGGAUCAGAGGGAUCCCGCUGGAACCCAGCGACAAAAUGGAUGCCCUGAUGCCUGUGUCGGGGACAUCAUUCGCCGUGGGCAUAGAUUUCCACGCAGGCAAUGAUACGAUCUACUGGACAGACAUGGGCUCCAACAAAAUCAGCCGGGCGAAGCGAGAUCAGACGUGGAAGGAAGACAUCGUGACCAAUGGCUUGGGGCGAGUGGAAGGAAUAGCCGUCGACUGGAUGGCCGGUAACAUAUACUGGACCGAUCAUGGCUUCAAUUUGAUCGAGGUUGCAAGACUCAAUGGCUCAUUCCGAUAUGUCAUUAUUUCCCAGGACCUGGAUCAGCCCCGGUCUAUUGCGGUGCACCCCAAGAAAGGGCUCCUGUUCUGGUCCGAAUGGGGACAGACCCCCAGGAUAGGCAAAGCACGUCUGGAUGGAUCUGAGAAGAUGGUCCUCGCCAGCUCGGGGAUGGCCUGGCCUAACGGGAUCUCCGUGGACUACCAGGAGAAUAAGCUGUAUUGGUGCGAUGCCCGCACGGACAAGAUCGAACGGCUGGACCUCGAGCGUGGAGGGGAGCGGGAGGUGAUCCUGUCGGGAAGCCACGUGGACCUGUUUUCCGUAGCGGUCUUCGGAGCGUACAUCUACUGGUCCGACAGAGCGCAUGCCAAUGGGUCCAUCCGGAGGGGCCACAAAGGCGAUGCCACCGACGCCGUCACCAUGCGGACUGGCCUGGGGGUCAACCUGAAGGAGGUGAAGGUGUUUAACCGUGCCAGAGAGAAAGGGACCAAUAUCUGCAUGGAGGACAAUGGGGGAUGCCAGCAACUGUGUUUGUAUCGGGGAGGCGGGCAGCGGGCCUGUGCAUGUGCCCACGGCGACCUGGCCGCUGACAGGGCCACCUGCCUGCGGCCCGACGGCUACCUGCUCUAUUCGGGGAGGACCGUCCUCAAGAGCAUCCACCUCUCGGACGAGAACAACCUGAACGCGCCCGUCCGACCGUUCGAGAACCCCCAGUUCUUCCGGAAUGUGAUCGCGCUGGCCUUCGACUACAGCCUCCGGGGCACGGGCAGCAAUCGCAUCUUCUUCAGCGACGCCCACUUCGGCAACAUCCAGCUGAUCAGCGACAACUGGGACGGCAGGCAGAUCGUCGUAGAGAAUGUAGGGUCGGUGGAAGGACUGGCGUACCACCGAGGCUGGGAUGCUCUGUACUGGACCAGUUCGACCACGUCAUCCAUCACCAGGCAUACGGUGGACCAGAGGCGACCCGGAGCCUUCCGCAGGGAAGCGGUCAUCACCAUGGCCCAGGACGACCACCCCCACGUUUUGGCGCUGGAUGAAUGCCAGAACCUGAUGUUCUGGACCAACUGGAAUGAGCAGCACCCGAGCGUCAUGCGCUCCUCACUGGCCGGGAGCAGUGCCCAGGUGGUUGUCGGCACGGACAUCCUCACCCCAAACGGGCUGACGGUUGACCACCGGGCGGAGAAGCUGUACUUUGCCGACGGCAGCCUGGGCAAGAUCGAGCGGUGCGAAUACGACGGAUCGCAGCGAUACGUCAUUGUCAAGUCGGGGCCGGGCACCUUCCUCAGCCUGGCGGUCUCAGGCAACUACAUCUUCUGGUCGGACUGGGUGCGGCGUGCCAUCCUGCGUUCCAACAAGUACACGGGAGGAGACACCCGCGUCCUGCGCGCCGACAUCCCCCACCAGCCCCUGGGCAUCGUCGCCGUGGCCAACGACACCAACAGCUGUGAACUCUCACCCUGUUCUGUACUGAACGGAGGCUGCCAUGACCUGUGCCUCGUGACUGCUGACGGGAGGGUCAAUUGCUCCUGCAGGGCCGAUCGAAUCCUGCUCGAUGACAACAGAUGUGUGACUCCAAAUUCCUCCUGUAACACGGACACUGAGUUCGAAUGUGGCGACGGCACCUGCAUUGACUACUGGCUGACCUGCGAUGGCACGGCACAGUGUGCGGACCGGUCAGACGAGAGGCCACUGUUCUGUGAAAACCGGAGCUGCCAGAAAGGCUUCCAGCUCUGCUCCAACCGGCGCUGUGUGCCAAGUAGCCGGCUGUGUGACGGGACAGACGACUGUGGGGACAACUCCGACGAGGUGGACUGCAGGGUUCGAAACAAACACAAAUGUGAAGACAAUUAUUUUGGUUGUCCUAGUGGGAGAUGCAUUUUGAACGCCUGGUUAUGUGACGGGCAGAAAGACUGUGAAGACGGGGUUGAUGAAGUCCACUGUGAUUCCUCCUGUUCCUGGAACCAACUGGCCUGUUCCGACCAGAAGUGCAUCUCUAAGCAGUGGCUGUGUGACGGGGAGGAGGACUGUGGGGACGGCUUGGACGAGAGCGAUGACAUCUGCGGAGCCGUCACCUGCGCCGCCGACAUGUUCAGCUGCCCCGGCUCCCGCACCUGCGUCCCGCGCGGUUGGCUCUGCGACGGCGAGAGAGACUGUCCCAACGGCAGCGACGAGCUGUCCACUGCAGGCUGCGCCCCCAACAACAGCUGCGACGGGAACACCUUCGCCUGCCGGAACCAAGCCUGCAUACCCCGGGCGUUCAUGUGCGAUCGCGACGACGACUGUGGGGAUGGCUCGGACGAGUCCCCAGAAUGCAGCUACCGGCCGUGUGGCCCCGAGGAAUUCCGCUGCGCGGACGGGCGGUGCCUGCUCAGUCUCCGGUGGCAGUGCGACGGUGACUUUGACUGCCCAGACCGCUCCGACGAAGCCCCUGUAAACACAAAGUGCCAAAGUGCAGAACAGUCGUGCAACUCGUCAUUCUUUAUGUGCCGAAACGGCAGAUGCGUUGCCAGCGGGAACCUCUGCGAUGCGGAGGAUGACUGCGGGGAUGGUUCGGAUGAGCGCGACUGCCACAUCAACGAGUGCCUCAGUAAGAAGGCCAGCGGCUGCUCCCAGGAUUGCCAGGACCUCCCCGUGGGGUACAAGUGCAAGUGCUGGCCCGGCUUCCAGCUGAAGGAAGAUGGGAAAACGUGUGUGGAUGUGGAUGAAUGCGCCUCUGGCUUCCCCUGCAGUCAGCGCUGCGUCAACACCUUCGGCACCUUCCAGUGCCUCUGUGCCCCUGGUUACGGGCCACAGCCUGGAAACCCACAUGCCUGCAGGGCCAUCUCGGAGGACGCGCCCUUCCUGAUCCUCGCCGACCAACACGAGAUCAGAACAGUCAGCACCGAUGGCUCCAACUACACGCUGCUCAAACAGGGAUUAAACAACGUGAUCGCUAUCGACUUUGAUUAUAGAGAAGAGUUCAUCUAUUGGAUUGAUUCCAGCAGGCCUAACGGCAGCAGGAUAAAUAGGAUGUAUCUGAACGGGAGUGACGUCAAGGUUGUGCACAACACCGCUGUCCCCAACGCGCUGGCUGUCGACUGGAUCGGAAAGAAUCUCUAUUGGUCUGACACGGAAAAGAGGAUCAUUGAGGUGUCAAAGCUCGACGGGCUGUACCCCACGGUCCUCGUGAGCAAGAGGCUGAAGUUUCCCAGAGAUCUCUGUGUUCACCCUCAAGCUGGGUAUUUGUACUGGAUUGACUGCUGCGAAUAUCCUCACAUUGGGCGAGUUGGUAUGGAUGGCACCAAUCAAAGCGUCGUCAUAGAAACAAAGAUUUCCAGACCCGUGGCGCUUACAAUAGAUUAUGUCAAACAGCGCAUCUACUGGGCUGAUGAAAAUCACAUUGCGUUCAGUGACAUGGAUGGCUCGCGCCGAUAUGAAGUCACUGACCAAGACGUCCCCGGGGUGAUGGCGCUGACGCUGUUUGAAGACUACAUCUACUGGACGGAAGGGAAGACCAGAUCUCUCUGCCGGGCGCACAAGACCUCCGGAGCAGACCGGCUGUCCCUGAUCCCCUCCUGGCAUGCCAUCGCUGACAUCCAGGUGUAUCAUUCCCACCGACAACCUGACGUCUCCAAGCACGUCUGUGCGGUGGACAAUGGCGGAUGCAGCCACCUGUGCCUCCUGGCUCCGGGACGGACCCACACCUGCGCGUGCCCCACCAACUUCUACCUAGCGGCUGACCUCAGGACCUGCCUGUCCAACUGCACCUCCAGCCAGUUCCGUUGCAAGACGGACAAAUGCAUCCCGUUUUGGUGGAAAUGCGACACGGUGGACGACUGCGGAGAUGGGUCGGAUGAGCCGGCGGACUGUCCGGAGUUCAGGUGCCAGCCUGGACGCUUUCAGUGUGGCACGGGGCUGUGUGCGCUGCCCGCCUUCAUCUGUGACGGGGAGAACGACUGCGGCGACAACUCAGACGAGCUCAACUGUGACACCCACGUCUGCCUGUCCGGCCAGUUCAAGUGCUCCAAGAGCCAGAAAUGCAUCCCCUGGAACCUCCGCUGCAACGGGCACGAGGACUGCGGUGACGACGAGGACGAGAGGGAUUGCCCGGAAAAUAGCUGCUCCCCUGACCACUUCCAGUGCCAGACCACGAAGCACUGCAUCUCCAGGCUGUGGGUGUGUGAUGAGGACCUGGACUGUGCCGACGGGUCCGAUGAGGCCAACUGUGGGAAGAAGACUUGUGGCCCCCAUGAGUUCCAGUGCCAGAACAGCAACUGCAUCCCCGACCACUGGCGCUGCGACGGGCAGAACGACUGCGGAGACGCAUCCGACGAGGAGAGCUGCAAACCCCAGACCUGCAUGAUCAAAGACUUCCUAUGUGCCAAUGGGGACUGCGUGGCGUCGAAGUUCUGGUGUGAUGGAGACUACGACUGUGCCGAUGGCUCAGAUGAGAGAGACUGUGUGGCGGGGUGCACUAAGGACCAGUUCCAGUGUGCCAGCGGGCAGUGCAUCUCGCUCCGGUGGCGGUGCGAUGGGCACGAAGACUGCAAGUUUGGCGAUGAUGAGAAAGCGUGUGAACCAGCCUCUCCGACCUGCUCUUCCAGCGAAUACGUCUGUGCCGGGGGAGCCUGCAUCCCAGCCUCCCUGAGGUGCAAUGGAGACGCUGACUGUGUCGACGGUUCAGAUGAGGUAGGCUGUGUGGCGGAGUGCAGAGAAGACCAGUUUGGGUGCAGAAACCAGGCCGGCUGCAUCCCUGUCCGCUGGCUCUGUGACGGGGUCCAGGACUGUGUGGACGGCAGUGACGAAGGAAACUGUGCCAGGGGUGGAGACAUAUGUCGAGCAGAUGAGUUUCUUUGUAAUAAUUCCCUCUGCAAACUACGCUCCUGGGUAUGUGACGGGGAAGACGACUGCGGAGAUAACUCUGACGAAGCCCCUGCGAUGUGUGCACGGUUUCUGUGCCCCCCCGCCCGGCCCCACCGCUGCCGUCACGGCCGCGUAUGCCUGAGCCCGGAGCAGCUGUGCAACGAGGUAGACGACUGCGGAGAUAACUCGGAUGAAGACCUUUGCGGGGACCAGUUGGUGCGGAGAGUACGGCCGUGUACGAAGGACGAGUUCACGUGUGGUGAUGGGGCCUGCCUCCCCGUGGAGCUGCAGUGUGACCGCUUUGAAGAUUGCGCAGACGGCUCUGACGAACGGGCCUGCAGGACAAUUCCCACUGCCUAUGCCUGUGAAGAUAAUGUGAACCCAUGUGGAGAUGGUGCAUAUUGUAAUCAAACCAAAACAUCUGUUUUCUGUCAUUGCAAGCCUGGAUUUCAGAGAAACAUGACAAACAGACAGUGCGAAGACAUCGAUGAGUGCUUGGUGUUUGGAACCUGUUCCCAUCAGUGUGUUAAUGUCAAAGGGUCCUACAAAUGUGUGUGUGACCAAAAUUACCAGGAGCAAAAUCACACCUGCAGAGCCAAAGGCUCUGAAGAUCAAGUUCUCUACAUUGCUAAUGACACUGAUAUCCUGGGUUUUAUAUAUCCAUUCAACUACAGUGGCGAUCAUCACCAAAUUUCUCAUAUUGAACAUAAUUCAAGGAUAACAGGGAUGGAUGUGUAUUAUCCAAGGGAUAUGAUUAUUUGGAGUACUCAGUUUAACCCAGGAGGGAUUUUCUACAAAAGGCUCCCCGGUGGAGAUAGCGGACGGACAGCCAGUGGUUUGAUCUGCCCGGAAUUCAAAAGACCCCGGGACGUUGCCGUGGACUGGGUCGCUGGGAAUAUCUACUGGACUGACCACUCACGCAUGCACUGGUUCCUUUAUUAUACCACCCACUGGACCAGCCUGAGAUACUCCAUCAAUGUCGGCCAACUGGACGGGCCCAACUGCACCAGGCUUCUCACCAAUAUGGCAGGCGAGCCCUACGCCAUCGCUGUGAAUCCCCCCAAAGGGAUGAUGUACUGGACGGUGGUGGGGGAUCGUCCCCACAUUGAAGAGGCAGCUAUGGACGGCACGUUGAGGAGGGUGUUGGUCCAGAAGAAUCUCCAGAGACCCACAGGUCUGGCUGUGGACCCGUCCGGCCAGCGCCUCUACUGGGCCGACAUAGAGCUGUCGGUCAUCGGGAGCGUGCUCUUCGACGGCUCAGGCGCCGUGGUCGCCGUCAGCAGCAAACACGGACUUCUGCACCCACACAGAAUUGACAUUUUUGAGGAUUUUAUCUACGGAGCGGGGCCCAAAGCCGGCGCCUUCCGAGUGGAGAAAUUUGGGCGGGGCCCAGUGGACUACCUGCACUUGGACGUCGAUAAGACGAGAGGUGCUUUGCUGUCCCACCGCCACAAGCAGCGCGAGGCUCCCAACCCGUGCCUGCGCUUGACCUGCGAGUUUCUCUGCCUCCUCAACCCCAGUGGAGCCACGUGUGCGUGUCCCGAAGGGAAAUCCUGGCUCAACGGAACAUGCAGCGACGAGACCCUGGCAGAUGAUUCUUGCAAAUUGAUGUGCGAAAAUGGUGGAAAGUGUGUCACGAAUGAGAAGGGGGAUCGGAGAUGUCACUGUUGGCCCAGUUACUCGGGAGAAAAAUGUGAAACCAACCAGUGCACCGGCUACUGCCACCACGGAGGCACCUGCAAGGCAUCCGCACUGGGGAGACCCACCUGCAGCUGCACGCGGGGGUUCACGGGGCCCGACUGCAGCCAGACCAUCUGUGACCACUUCUGUCAGAGUGGGGGCACCUGCAGGGUCACUCCCGGGAACCAGCCGCACUGCCACUGCCCGCCGGAGUUCACCGGGGACCGAUGCCAACACCAUGUGUGCCACCAGUACUGCGUGAACUCCGAGUCCUGUUCGAUCGCGGAGAACGGGGCCGUGGACUGUGUCUGCCCGGAGCGCUUCGAAGGCCCCAGGUGUGAAGUGGACAAGUGUGGGCGGUGCCAGGGAGGACAGUGCCUAGUCGGCCAGGGCACCGACGGCAUCACGUGCAACUGCACGAACGGAAAAGUGGCCUCCAGCUGCCAGCUCUGUGACGGCUACUGCUACAACGGUGGUGUGUGCCGGCUGGACCCAGAGACCAACGUGCCUGUGUGCUUAUGCUCUGCGGGGUUUAAAAGUCAGCGCUGUGACCAGAAAGUCAACCCUUGCGAUUACCACUGUCAGAAUGAGGGCGUUUGCACUUUAACCGCCUUUAAUGAGCCGAGAUGCAAGUGCUCUGCCAACUGGUCCGGUGCCCAGUGUGAGAGACCAGCCCCCAAGAGCAGCACCUCUGACCACAUCGGUACCAGAAGCAUCGCCAUCAUUGUUCCUCUUGUUCUCUUAGUGACACUGAUUACCACUCUUGUGAUUGGCUUGCUGCUUUGUAAAAGAAAACGAAGAACUAAAACCAUUCGCCGGCAACCUAUUGCCAAUGGUGGCAUCAACGUGGAGAUUGGGAAUCCAUCCUACAACAUGUAUGAGGUGGACCCUGACCCUAAUGACCGAGGCCUCUUGGAUCCUGAUUUCCUCAUCGACCCAGCCAAGGCAAGGUACAUAGGGGGCGGAGGGCCAGGCGUAUUCAAGCUUUCGCACAGCGCACCACCCAGCUACCUAAACUCUGACUUGAAAGGACCGCUUGCGGCAGGGCCAAUGAACUACGCCAACCCCGUGUACGCCAAGCUAUACCUCGAUGGCCCAAACUGCCGCAACUCCUUAGGAAGCGUGGAUGAGAGGAAAGAACUUCUUCCAAAGAAAUUAGAAAUUGGAAUGAGGGAGACGGUGGCGUAAUCUGCCGAGACUUUUAUAUGCUGUAUAAAUGUAUAAAAUAUAAGGAUUACUUUUCUAUGUACCAACCGUAUAUUCUACUUGUUUGGGAAUCGGCAUCGCCUCUUUCUUUUCCUCCUUGGUUUUGGGUUCAAUUGUUUUCUGUUUGGGAUUUGUUUUUGCUGAUGACUAUUGACUGACCAUUUGUACGGUAUUUUUAUGAAAAAGAAACUGCACUACAGUACGAUUUACAACGAUGCUGCUGAUAGAACACACCUUCGAAUUUGUUAAAAUUUAAAAAAGAAAAGCAUAUUCCUUUAUAGUGUGAAUAUGAGCAAUCUAUUUUGUAUGAACUUUUUGGGUUCUACUUAAUCAACAAAGAUGUUCUCUGCACUUUUUCAUUCAGGAACCCGAAUGCUGUAAUAUGUAGAGUGUAUCUUUCUUUUCUCUUUUUCCUUCCUGUUAAAAAGGGUGAGAGAACAGUCAGAUGGUCUAUUCUCUUCUUUGCGCCCAUUCGAACCUCCUUCAGAGCCCGAUCAAAGUAGGUAACCAACUUCAUGAUUCCAGUAGUCUUCACUUCGGGAGUCAGUCUUAGGUUGUCCUGCAAGUAAACACGACUUCCCAGAAAAGCUCUUAUGCUUCACCUGAAGUCAAGAGAUUCGGCUUCGGAAGCUCAGUGGCAUUUCUCCCAUACGCUAUUUGUCCUAUGCGUACUGUGGCAGCCCCAUUUAUGGCACUUGGGGCACAGGGAAAGGCAGAGUGCCACACGCUUAUUCAGCCUCCUGCCACCCCCUAGCCAUUGCCCAGGAGAAAACCCACACAAGCACACACAGUGACCAUGGGAGUCCACAGUCUUUGCCCCAGGGUCGGGAGGAACCGAUUGGAGCAGGGACCACUGUAGCAAACACCCUAGUCUCCCACCCAGAGCAGAGAAUCUUUCAAUACUCUGUAACAAACUUUAAAUGUGGAGAGGUUAAGUGUUGGACAACUUACUUUCUGUUCUAAAAAAAAUGUAAUUCCCCUUCUUUUUUGUUUUUGACCAAAAAGAAGAAUACCGGGUGUUUUAGUUAUACAAAAAAAUAUAUAUAUAUAUAUAUAUAUCACAUUUUUAUACCUAAAGGCACAAAAGAUUUAUUCACAAGGUACUGAGGAGGGCUUAUCUCCUCUGAAAGACAUGACUGACAUUUCACUGUCCUAAUGUAUUAACCUAAGAGAUGAGAUGUUUGUGUGUGGCUUCACCUACUACCCUUUGUAUACGCAUUAAAAACUGCUGUUUUAUAAAAUAUUUUUUUUGUUGUACUAUGUGCAUGCCUACUACCUAUUUCUAAACCUUGCCAUAUGGAGGCCUUUCUAAACGAUUGAUUUAUGUAAUACUAGUGCAAUUUUGCUUGAACAAUGUUAUGCAUAUCAUAAACCUUUUCAGGUUCUUGUUUGAGUACAUUUUUUAAAUUGAACAGUAUUUUUCAUUUUGGUUAUAAUAGUCAUUUUGCCUAUGUUUCUACAAUGAAGUGUUAAAUACUUUAUAAAAAAUUGUUGACUGACUUAUUUAAAUGAAAUUCUACAUAUUUAA